Messenger RNA from Vombatus ursinus (common wombat), 1621 nucleotides. It is a transcript of the gene QTRT1, whose product is annotated as queuine tRNA-ribosyltransferase catalytic subunit 1. Bases 230 to 1498 code for a protein of 422 amino acids. The record is from RefSeq and is a predicted model, not a curated record. The transcript is spliced from 10 exons. Lineage: Eukaryota; Metazoa; Chordata; Mammalia; Diprotodontia; Vombatidae. Gene Ontology annotation, cellular component: cytosol. Gene Ontology annotation, molecular function: tRNA-guanosine(34) queuine transglycosylase activity.
UAGGAUUCGCAGGAAGGGCGGAGUCGGAGAAGAAAUUACAGCCCCGUGAUUUUCAGAAUUCAAACACUGAUGUUCUAAUCAGUUUAUUUGUGUUAAUUUGUCGACUUUAAUUCUGGGGCCUCCAAAAAAAAAAAAAAAAGCGGGCCUAUCUCCGAAUCUCUGGAAGCCCGUUGCCAUGGCUCCGAGACGCCUUCCGCCAGCUACGCUUGCCACGUGACCAAGUAGUAAUAUGGCGGCGCCCAGGGAGUCCCAGUCCACGAGGAGUCCAGAACCGAUGGCAGCAGUCGCUGCUUCUGCAGCGGGCCCAGGGACUCGGGCUCCGGCAGCCCUGGCCCUGCGGGUGGUGGCCGAGUGCGGCCGCAGCAAGGCGCGGGCGUGCGAGCUGCGCCUGCCCCACGGCACUGUGGCCACGCCGGUAUUUAUGCCCGUGGGAACACAAGGGACCAUGAAGGGAGUCACGGCGGCGCAGCUGGACAGCUUGGGUUGCCGCAUCUGUCUGGGCAACACGUACCACCUGGGCAUGAGGCCGGGUCCUGAGCUCAUACAGAAGGCAGGUGGGCUGCAUGGCUUUAUGAACUGGAACCAAAACUUGCUCACGGACAGUGGUGGCUUCCAAAUGGUGUCUCUGCUGGCUCUGUCUGAGGUGACAGAGGAAGGAGUGCGAUUCCGUUCCCCAUAUGAUGGUACCGAGAUCCUGCUGAGCCCAGAGAAGUCCGUGGAAAUUCAGAAUGCGCUGGGCUCAGACAUCAUGAUGCAGCUGGAUGACGUGGUCAGCAGCACUCUGACGGGCUCUCGAGUGGAGGAAGCCAUGCACAGGUCCAUCCGCUGGCUAGACCGGUGCAUCUCAGCUAAUCGGCGACCUGACCAACAAAAUCUAUUUGCCAUCAUUCAGGGUGGCCUGGACCCUGUUUUGCGGAGCAAAUGCCUUGAAGAGAUGACCAAGAGGGAUGUGCCGGGCUUUGCCAUUGGGGGACUGAGUGGGGGUGAGAGUAAGGAGCAGUUCUGGAAGAUGGUGACACUGAGCACAGACCAGCUGCCUCGAGAGAAGCCACGCUAUCUUAUGGGUGUGGGCUAUGCUACUGAUCUGGUGGUCUGUGUUGCCCUGGGCUGUGACAUGUUUGACUGUGUCUUCCCCACGCGCACGGCGCGCUUUGGGUCUGCCCUUGUCCCCACGGGGAACCUCCAGCUGAAGAAGAAGCAGUUUGCAAAGGAUUUCCAGCCCAUUGAUGAGGCUUGUACAUGCCCCACCUGUCAAAGGCACACCCGGGCCUUCCUCCAUGCUUUACUGCACAGCAACAACACAGCUGCCUUGCAUCAUGUCACCACACACAACAUCGCCUACCAGCUGCGGCUGAUGGAUGCUAUCCGGACCAGCAUCAUGGAGCACCGUUUCCCAGACUUUGUUCGGGACUUCAUGAAGACCAUGUAUGGGGACCUCGGGCGCUGCCCAUCCUGGGCUGUAGAGGCCCUGGAGUCAGUUGGCAUCCCUUUAAACUGACCACCUAUCCCAGUCCCCAAGCAGAGCCUUACCCUUGAUCUGAGGGGGCUCCAGGGACAAAAGCCAAGGCUGUAUGUGAAAAAGGAGUCUCUGUGUGUUGGCCCAGGCCCAGAGUAAAGAUUG